Molecule: messenger RNA, 1614 nt
Organism: Cyphellophora europaea CBS 101466
Lineage: Eukaryota; Fungi; Ascomycota; Eurotiomycetes; Chaetothyriales; Cyphellophoraceae
Exons: 3
Coding region: 1-1614 (537 amino acids)
Source: RefSeq, a predicted model, not a curated record
AUGACUGCUGCGGCUUGGGAACCAUCUUCCUCAACAGAGCCUGCAACUGCUGGGACCAUUAUUCUUCCCACACGGUCGGAGGCCCUUUCCCUUCUUGCAGUUUACGAGGAACACAUCGAAUUCCUCCAUCAUGUGACAUACACCCCAAGGACUUACCGCAUCCUGAACCAAGUCUACGACGUGGUGGAACGCGGUGAUAUCCCUCCUCCAGGCCUGGUGUCUCUCCUCACGAGCAUAUUUGCUAGCAGUGUCGCUUUCCAGUAUGCGAUAGGCUCUAGGAAGGAUUUGCUAGGUAUUUCACGGCCAGAUGCGAGGAAAGCUAUAGUUUUGUGGUCGAAAGCCACGUUUGAUUGUCUGGACACCUCCACCCGGCUCGGCUCCUACGGAUUAGAAGACUUGCAAGCUUUUAUCACGAUCUUCUUCCUGAUGUACAAUCUUGAAGGCGCCAACUCACGAACGCGCACCGGCAUGUCGCUUUCGCUUGGUAUUGCAAGGGACUUAGGCUUGCACAGACUGGACCAUCCUACCUUCCGGCGGCAUCAUCCUCUUGAAGUAGCUGAUAAGAUCGAUCUGGAGAUCAAACGCAGGAUUUGGUGGCACCUGUCAGUUACAGAUUGGUAUCUCGGUGUGAGUGGAGGCCCUCAGGAAGGUACCUAUUCGGUCCAGCCUCGUCAAGUCGCCACCAACCUGCCGCGACACAUAGAAGAAGCCGACCUCGAGGCGGAAGAUGCUUCAUUUGAGCGUCCUCUCUCCGAGCCAACCGCUUCUUCCUACCUCAUCCAGCGAAUUCGUCUGGGACAAAUCUGCCGCAAAAUCAUCGAUGCCACACCCCUGGGAAUGCUAGGCGCAGAAAGCAUCAACUAUGAUGACAUAGUGGCCUUGGACCAGGAGUUUGAGACUUUUCAGCGCGAGCUACCACUUUUCUUCCAAGACCACAUCGAGGCUCAUCAACAAUGUCGUGAUCUGUACAACCGUCGACCGACCGUCCUCGUGCAGAAGUACAUUGUCAACAUGAUCUAUCAGAACCGCCGGUGCCGGCUGCACCAACCAUACCUAGUCCGAGGCUUCACCAACAGCGCCUACGCCCACUCCCGCGACGUCUGCCUCCGGUCUGCACGGGCCGUCAUUGCAAUCCAACACCAAGUCGUAAAGGAGCAGCUUGUCUCCGCCAGCCUCCUCGCACUAUCGGGUGUUCACCACCACAUGUUCUUUGCCGCAGUGGCGCUCGUCAUGGACCUCUGCUUCAACAGGACCAACGGCCGCGAGGAAGAAGAGGCAGCAAGAAGGCUGGAGGUGAUGGAUGCAUGUCGGAUACUGGAGGACGCCAACGACCGCAGCCCCGUCGCGAAGCGUUUCCUCGACUCCCUGAUGGACGUCAUGAAGAAGCAUAAGAUCAAGCUGUUCGAUGCUCCUCCUCCACCUGCAGAGGCUGCCGCACCCGAGAGCGCGCCAGUGCCGCCGACAUUGCCGACUGAAAUGCCUGAUUUCGAUCCUUGCGCCACGGCACAAACGGAAUUCGAAGAGAUCUGGCAGUCGUACAUCGACCACGGGUCUACGAUGGAUGUCCCGGACUGGGCGGAGCUCUUUGAUGAUUUACAAACUCAGUUUGAGUGA